Molecule: messenger RNA, 1506 nt
Organism: Rhea pennata
Lineage: Eukaryota; Metazoa; Chordata; Aves; Rheiformes; Rheidae
Product: pancreatic lipase-related protein 2-like
Exons: 12
Coding region: 1-1506 (501 amino acids)
Biological process (GO): lipid metabolic process
Molecular function (GO): triacylglycerol lipase activity; protein binding
Source: RefSeq, a predicted model, not a curated record
AUGUUUACAGUAUGGAUUACUGCUCUUUCUCUUCUUGAUGCAGCCGGAGGAAAGCAAGUCUGCUACAAAAGGCUUGGAUGCUUUACAGAUAAUCCACCUUGGUCUGGGACUCCAGAAAGACUACUGGCAGGCUUGCCUAGCUCUCUAGGAGCUGUGAAUACCAAUUUCCUGCUAUACACUAGAGACAACAUCAUGAAAUAUCAAAAGAUUUCUGCUACAAAUCCUUCAACUAUCAAAGCUUCAAAUUUUCAAAUACACAGGAAAACUCGCUUCAUUAUACAUGGCUACCUUGCUGGAGCAGAUUUACCCUGGAUAGCAGAUAUGUGCAGGGUCAUGUUUCACGUCGAAGAUGUGAACUGCAUCUUGACUGACUGGACAAGUGGUUCCAGUGGUUUGUACACUGAAGCAGUUAACAACGUCCGCACUGUGGGGGCUGAGCUGACGUAUUUUGUGAACCUUCUUGAGAAAGACUAUGGCUACUCUCCUGCCAAGAUUCAUUUAAUUGGCCAUAGUCUUGGAGCACAUGUUGCAGGGGAGGCAGGGAGAAGGAAACCUGGCAUUGGAAGAAUAACAGGUUUGGAUCCAGCUGGACCUCUUUUCCAGCAUACAUCAACAAUGGAUAGGCUGGAUCCUUCAGAUGCAAAAUUUGUUGAUAUAAUUCACACUCAUGCUGGUCAUCUGUUUUUCGACUUUGCUCCAGGGAUUCUUCGGCCUUGUGGUCACCUGGAUUUUUACCCAAAUGGUGGGAAGAAAAUGCCAGGAUGCAAGGAACUUCGUGCACCUCCUGCAACUCGGAAUAUCAAUGAUCUUAUGAGAGAAUACAGGUCUUUUGGAUGUGGACAUAAAAGAAGUCUCCAGUAUUAUGCUGAAAGUAUUAUCAUUCCAAAUGGAUUUGUUGGGUAUCAGUGUGAAACAUACCAAGAUUUUGUAUCAGGAGCCUGCUUCCCAUGUCCCGAGGAAGGAUGCCCACUGAUGGGUCAUUAUGCUGAUAAGUUUUCACAUAAAACUGAGAAAGAACAGCAAAAGGUUUUUUUAAAUACAGGGCCCCUCCCUCCAUACUCUCGCUGGCGAAAAGAGAUACGCGUCAGAGUGGCUGCAACAGAAACCAUGAAGGGAAAUAUAGAUGUAGCCUUGACUGGAACUAACGGGAUCAGGAGAAAAUACACAAUCGACAAGGGAACUUUCAAACCAGGCAACACAUAUUUGAACUAUAUUGAUACAGAAAUUUCUGGGAAUAUUUCAGAAGUUGAGUUUCUCUGGAAAAAAUAUCCAGGUCAUUUACAUAAAGGCUGUAUGGGAGCUGAAGAAGUCACAGUAAUAUCUGGGGAAAAUGGAAAUCUGUGCAUUUUGUGGCCACGGACCUGUGCAGUCAAGCAUAUGGCAAACACUGAUACCUUGCUAACUCUUCAACGAGACCACUGUGUUUGCCCAGUGUGGAAUGUUCACAGUCUAGAGGAAACAUUUUUUUCAGUCAGUGGCAAACCACUAACAAGGUUCCUUCAAUAA